AUGCAGUGCCAUUCUACAGAAAAAGCUGCCUCAAAACUCAAGGAUCCAAGGAGUUUCACUAUCCCUCGUGCUAUAGGAGAUAUUACAUUUGAUAUAGUUUUGUGUGAUCUGGGUGCAAGUAUAAAUCUAAUGCCUCUUUCCGUUUUCAGGAAACUUGGGAUUGGUGAAGUGAAGCCGACAACCAUAUCUUGCAAUAUGGAAGAAGACGAAAAGAUUCCUCUCAUCUUGGGAUGUCCAUUUCUUGCCACCGGAAAAGCCUUAAUUGAUGUACAAGCGGGGAAGUUGAUCAUGAGGGUGCAAGAGGAAGAAGUGACAUUCAAUGUAUUUGAGACUCUGAAGGUUCCAUCGAAACAAGAUUCAUGUUUCAAAAUUGACUCAGUGGAUCAGUCAGUAAUUAAAGCUUCCAAGAUUGAUGAUCCUAAAUCGCCAAUUAAGGGAUGCAUGGUCAAGUCAAGGCAAUUUGAAGAUGAAAACCAUAAACCAGAAGUUUACACAACAUCCCAAGAUGGGCCACAAUAG
Molecule: messenger RNA, 519 nt
Organism: Pistacia vera
Lineage: Eukaryota; Viridiplantae; Streptophyta; Magnoliopsida; Sapindales; Anacardiaceae
Exons: 2
Coding region: 1-519 (172 amino acids)
Source: RefSeq, a predicted model, not a curated record